Nycticebus coucang (slow loris) is the source of this 8466-nucleotide messenger RNA. RefSeq names its product microtubule associated monooxygenase, calponin and LIM domain containing 3 (gene MICAL3). The coding region runs from base 333 to 7178 and encodes 2281 amino acids. The record is from RefSeq and is a predicted model, not a curated record. The transcript has 43 exons. NCBI's taxonomy places the organism in Eukaryota, Metazoa, Chordata, Mammalia, Primates, Lorisidae. Gene Ontology annotation, molecular function: FAD binding; protein binding.
AUGCUGCGGUGACCGGGUUCCUUCCUCACUGCGUCGACCGCUAAGACACAACUGGUGGAGAAGGGACAAGGGGUGAAAGGGAUGGACCUUGGAGCUUCCCAAUGCUAAACUCCUGUGGGAUUCCAGCUGGAGGUGAAGGGCGCUGCACCUAGGAUGUGCGCAGCCAUAGCAGCGGCACCUGUGCACCGAGGACCGACCGACCGUGGAGAGGCAGCACUCACCACCAGCGCAGGAGAUGCUGAUCUGAAGCCCUAAUUGAUUAACGUGACAGUGUCAGGUGGAUCCACGGCCAUCUCGCAGCCCUCUCUGGAGGGUUGCUGAGGGUGGGCAGCAUGGAGGAGAGGAAGCAUGAGACAAUGAACCAAGCUCAUGUCCUCUUCGACCGGUUUGUCCAGGCCACCACUUGCAAAGGAACUCUCAAGGCUUUCCAAGACCUCUGUGACCACCUGGAACUGAAACCUAAGGACUACCGCUCCUUCUAUCACAAGCUCAAGUCCAAGCUCAACUAUUGGAAAGCCAAAGCCCUCUGGGCAAAGUUGGACAAACGGGGCAGUCACAAAGACUACAAAAAGGGAAAAGCAUGUACUAACACCAAGAUCUAUGGGCCUUACGGGCUGUCCAAGUGUCUCAUCAUUGGAGCUGGGCCUUGUGGUCUCCGCACAGCCAUUGAUUUAUCCUUACUGGGUGCCAAGGUGGUUGUCAUUGAGAAACGAGAUGCCUUCUCCCGCAACAAUGUCUUGCAUCUCUGGCCAUUUACCAUACAUGAUCUGCGAGGCCUGGGUGCCAAGAAGUUCUAUGGCAAGUUUUGUGCUGGAGCCAUCGACCACAUUAGUAUCCGUCAGCUCCAGCUGAUACUGUUGAAAGUAGCUUUGAUCCUAGGCAUUGAAAUUCAUGUCAAUGUAGAGUUCCAAGGACUUGUACAGCCUCCUGAAGACCAAGAGAAUGAACGGAUAGGUUGGCGGGCACUGGUGCAUCCCAAAACUCAUCCCGUGUCAGAGUAUGAAUUUGAAGUAAUCAUUGGUGGGGAUGGCCGAAGGAACACUUUGGAAGGAUUUCGGCGGAAAGAAUUUCGUGGCAAACUGGCCAUCGCCAUCACAGCAAAUUUUAUUAACCGAAAUACAACAGCGGAAGCCAAAGUGGAAGAGAUCAGUGGUGUGGCUUUUAUAUUCAACCAAAAAUUUUUCCAGGAACUGAGGGAAGCCACAGGUAUUGAUUUGGAGAAUAUCGUCUACUACAAAGAUGACACCCAUUAUUUUGUUAUGACAGCCAAAAAGCAGAGUUUACUGGACAAAGGAGUGAUACUGCAUGACUACGCUGACACAGAGCUCUUGCUUUCCCGAGAGAACGUGGACCAAGAGGCUCUACUCAGCUAUGCCAGAGAGGCAGCAGACUUCUCCACCCAGCAGCAGCUGCCGUCUUUGGACUUUGCCAUCAAUCACUAUGGGCAGCCGGACGUGGCCAUGUUUGACUUCACUUGUAUGUAUGCCUCUGAGAAUGCCGCCCUGGUGCGGGAGCAGAACGGACAUCAGUUGUUAGUAGCUCUGGUUGGUGACAGCCUCCUAGAGCCUUUCUGGCCAAUGGGAACAGGAAUAGCCCGGGGCUUUCUAGCUGCUAUGGACUCUGCCUGGAUGGUACGAAGUUGGUCACUAGGAACAAGCCCCUUGGAAGUCCUAGCAGAGAGGGAAAGUAUUUAUAGGUUGCUGCCUCAGACCACCCCUGAGAAUGUGAGUAAAAACUUCAGCCAAUACAGCAUUGACCCUGUCACUAGGUAUCCCAAUAUUAACGUCAACUUCCUUCGACCAAGCCAGGUGCGCCAUUUAUAUGAUACUGGAGAAACAAAAGAUAUUCAUCUGGAAAUGGAGAACCUGGUGAAUUCCCGAACUACCCCAAAGCUGACUCGAAAUGAGUCUGUAGCUCGUUCAAGCAAACUACUAGGUUGGUGCCAGAGGCAGACGGAUGGCUACGCAGGGGUAAAUGUGACAGAUCUCACCAUGUCUUGGAAAAGUGGCUUGGCCCUUUGUGCAAUUAUCCACAGAUACCGCCCUGAUCUGAUAGAUUUUGAUUCUUUGGAUGAGCAAAAUGUGGAGAAGAAUAACCAACUGGCCUUUGAUAUUGCUGAGAAGGAACUGGGCAUUUCUCCCAUCAUGACAGGCAAAGAAAUGGCCUCCGUAGGGGAGCCCGACAAGCUGUCCAUGGUGAUGUACCUGACUCAGUUCUAUGAGAUGUUCAAAGACUCGCUCCCCUCCAGUGAUACCUUGGACCUGAAUGCGGAGGAGAAAGCAGUCCUGAUAGCCAGUACCAAAUCCCCCAUCUCUUUCCUAAGCAAACUUGGACAGACCAUCUCUCGGAAACGUUCUCCCAAGGAUAAAAAGGAGAAGGACUUGGAUGGUGCUGGAAAGAGGAGAAAGACCAGUCAAUCAGAGGAGGAGGAAGCUACCCGGGGCCACAGAGGAGAAAGACCAACACUCGUGAGUACUCUGACUGACAGGAGGAUGGAUGUUUCUGUUGGGAACCAGAACAAAGUGAAGUACAUGGCGACCCAGCUGCUGGCCAAAUUUGAAGAGAAUGCACCUGCACAGUCCACCAGCAUACGGAGACAGCCGACACAAGUGCAUGGGGCCAGCCGGCCGUCCUGCAGCCUGCGUGAGCAGGGUCGCCCUGCUCCCACCCCGCAGUGGAAACAGCGACGGGAAAAGGAGCGUUCUCGGACCUGCCCCAAAAAAGUGAUCACGCUCUCUCCUCCCCUUACUCCACCUCCCUGUCGGGCACGUGGCAGCCAGCAGACAUACAGGGAUCUUGGUGCUGACAACCGUGGCAAGCAGAGUCCCCGUCACGAGCGGAGAUCUUCUCCAGCUCCCUCUGGGGCUUGUACUGCUGAUUCUAUCCUGAGGGCUGAGCUUGGGGUCAGUGAGCUGGCUGAGCAUCUGGAGCAGAGGCUGACUAGGCACCAGCCAGAGUCUGAAUCUCGUCGAUUUUUUGUUGACCAGUGGGAGCUUUCUCUUAGUCUCCGUUCCUCCCGCCCUGCCUCUCCCUCCUCCGACUCCCUGCGACAGAAGUAUAUAAAGAUGUACACAGGCGGAGUGAGCUCAUUGGCUGAGCAGAUAGCCAAUCAGCUUCAAAGGAAAGAGCAGCCCAAAGCUCUUCUAGACAAGAAGGAACUGGGCUCCAUGAAGAAAGAGUUCCCACAGAACUUGGGAGGCAGCGACACAUGCUAUUUCUGCCAGAAGCGGGUCUACGUGAUGGAAAGGCUGAGUGCUGAGGGCAAAUUCUUCCACCGGAGCUGCUUCAAAUGCGAGUACUGUGCCACCACCCUACGCCUCUCAGCCUAUGCCUAUGACAUUGAGGACGGUAAAUUCUACUGUAAACCACACUACUGUUAUCGGCUCUCUGGCGCUGCACAAAGGAAAAGACCAGCAGUGGCUCCUCUGUCUGGAAAGGAGGCCAAAGCACCCCUGCAGGAUGGCCCUGGUGCAGAUGCAAAUGGACGGGCCAGCAUCGUGGCCAGCUCGGCUGAGAGAACCCCAGGUUCAAGUGUGAAUGGCCUAGAGGAGCCCAGCAUCGCCAAGAGGCUGCGGGGCACGCCGGAGAGGAUCGAGCUGGAGAACUACCGCCUGUCCAUGAAGCAGGCAGAGGAGCUGGAGGAGGUGCCUGAGGAGACCCAGGCAGAGCACAACCUGAGCAGUGUGCUGGACAAGGGCACCGAGGAAGACGUCGCCAGUAGCAGUUCCGAGUCUGACAUGGAGGAGGAAGAGGAGGAGGAAGAGGAGGAGGAAGAGGAGGAGGAAGAGCCACAGCUGCCUCCCUCUGACCUGGGUGGCGUCCCUUGGAAGGAGGCUGUGAGGAUCCAUGCUCUUCUGAAAGGGAAGAGCGAAGAGGAGCUUGAGGCCUCCAAGAGCUUUGGGCCUGGGAACGAAGAGGAGGAGGAGGAGGAGGAGUAUGAAGAAGAGGAGGAGGAAGAAUAUGAUGAGGAGGAGGAAGAGUCCAGUGAAGCCGGGAACCAGAGGCUCCAGCAGAUUAUAAACCCAGUGGAUCCCUUGGAGAUCCAGGCUGAUGUGCACUGGACACAUAUUCGUGAGAAAGAGGAGGAGGAGAGAAUGGUACCAACCUCUGAGUCCUCUACUUCUAGAGUGCCCGACCUUCCCUCCAUACGCCGUGCGGCAGUGCAGGCCUGGCUGGAGACGGUCUCCGGAGUCCCAUUGGAUGAGAAUUACCUGGAGGAAGAUGUGGACUCGGAGCCGGCAGAGAUAGAAGGGGAGGCAGCGGAGGAUGGGGACCCAGGGGACACUGGUGCUGAGCUGGAUGAUGAUCAGCACUGGUCUGAUGACAUCCCAUCAGAUGCUGAGACAGAGCUCCGCUUGCAGCGCCAGGCUGAGGUGGAGGCAGAGCUGGAGCUGAGGGUGUCAGAAGAUGAGGAGAAACUACCCGCCUUGCCAAAGCAACAAGAGAGAGAUCUCUCCCAAGCUUCCGGCCCCAUCCGGCCCCCUCAGGAACAAGCCCUUCUGCUCACUCCAGUGCACAGCCCUCUGGCAGAGGGGCCCCAGAUCCUACUUGCUACCAAGAUGAAGUCACCUGAGGAGCGCUUUUUCCCUGAACCUUUGCUCCCCAAAGAGAAGCCCCGAGCUGAAGCCCCCACUGAUCCUAACACUGUAUACUCUCCUAUCCGGUCUCAGCCAGUGGCUCUGCCAGAAACCAGGACCCCAGCCUCACCAGGGAGUCCGCCACCUCUGUCUCCAUUGGCCAUCUCUGCACCCCCCUCCACACCGCUCCCCAUCUGCUCCCAGCCUCAGCCAUCCUCUGAGGCCACCAUCCCGUCUCCCACCUUGUCACCCAUAUGCUUUCAGCCUGUUCCAGCCAAAACAUCCACCCCCCUCACCCCGCUUCCUGUCAAAAGCCAAGCUGACUCCAGGGACAAAUUGGGCAGCCCUCUCCCUGUGGACGAGGCCCUCAAACGGAACGACCUCGUGGAAGAGUUCUGGAUGAAAAGCGCUGAAAUCCGCCGCAGCCUUGGGCUCAUGCCUGUGGAUCGCAGCAAGGGUCCUGAGCCCAGCUUCCCCUCACCUGCCUUUAAGCCAGUCACCCUAAAGGCCUAUUCAGUUGAAAAGUCCCCUCAGGAUGAGGGGCUCCAUCUUCUAAAACCUCCAUCUGUUCCUCAAAGGCUGGGCCUGCCAAAGUCAGAGGGCGACCAGCCCUCCCUGCCAACUCCCAAAUCACCAUCUGACCGAGAGCUGAGAAGUUCCCAGGAGGAGCGCAGGGACCUGUCCAGCAGCUCUGGUUUGGGCCUUCACGGUAGCUCCUCCAACAUGAAGACCCUGGGGAGCCAGAGCUUCAAUACCUCGGACUCCGCCAUGCUCACCCCACCCUCCAGCCCGCCGCCGCCCCCACCUCCAGGGGAGGAGCCCGCCACUUUGCAGAGGAGGCCCUGUGAGCACAAGGAAACCCCGCCUAAGGCCUCAGUGGCCCUGCUACCCCCACCUGCCACAUUUAUGCGGCCCCCCCGAGAGCCUGCCCAGCCCCCCCGGGAUGAGGUGCGGAAGUCGUUCGUGGAGAGCGUAGAUGAGAUCCCCUUUGCAGAUGAUGUGGAAGACACGUACGACGACAAGACCGAGGACUCGAGCGCACAGGAGAAGUUCUUCACACCCCCGUCCUGCUGGUUGCGCCCUGAGAAGGCCCUCCACUUGCCCCCCGCCAAGGAGAGUGGGAGGCUGCCUGCCCCGGAGGGUGCUGCCCCGCUGCAGAAGAGGGCACUGCCCUUGGUCUCUCCAGAGGCCAAGGAACUGGCUGAGGAGCGCAUGCGAGCCAGGGAGAAGUCUGUGAAGAGCCAGGCACUGCGGGACGCCAUGGCCAAACAGCUGAGCAGGAUGCAGGAAGUGCAGGUGGCAGCUGGGGCCCCCAGGUCCCGAAAGGCAGCCUCAGUGCCCUCCAAGGGCAAGGACCGUGGGGCCGAGUCUCCUGGACGUCCCAUCCUCAAAGGCUCUCAGGAGCCUACCCUGAAGCAUGGAGCCCUCAGUGAAGAGCCCCUCUCCCCUCCAUCAGACUCGGGCGGCCCAGACGGUUCUGUCACUUCAUCUGAGGGCUCCAGUGGGAAGAGCAAGAAGAGGUCAUCACUCUUCUCCCCCCGCAGAAACAAGAAAGAGAAGAAGCCCAAAGGUGAGGGCCGGCCCCUGGAGAAACCCAGCCCCAGCCUCCUGGAGGAAGCAGCCUCCAAGCCCAAGUCCUUGUGGAAGUCGGUCUUCUCCGGGUAUAAGAAGGACAAAAAGAAGAAGACUGAUGACAAAUCCUGCCCCAGCACCCCUUCCAGUGGCACCACAGUGGACUCUGGCAAGCAUAGGAUGCCUCCCGUCAUGCGGACAGAGCUGCAGCUCCGGCGCCAGCUGAGUUUCUCAGAGGACUCAGAUCUUUCCAGUGAUGACAUCCUCGAGAGGGCCUCCCAGAAGUCCAAGCGAGAGUCGAUUUAUGUACCACACGCCUUGGCAUUCAGGAGAUCAUAUGCAUCAAAGCCAAGAACCUACACAGAGGAGGAACUGAAUGCCAAGCUGACUCGACGCGUACAAAAGGCAGCUCGGAGACAGGCCAAGCAAGAGGAGCUUAAGCGGCUGCACCGAGCCCAGAUCAUCCAGCGGCAGCUGGAACAGGUGGAGGAAAGACAGCGGCAGCUGGAGGAAAGAGGGGUAGCUGUGGAGAAGGCGCUCCGAGGCGAAGCAGACUAUUGGGGAGAGUCUUAUUACAGUGACCUCAUCGACUUGCAUCUGGGUGUUGAGCCCAGUGGCGGGACUCCACGGCGUAGACCUCUCUCCUUCUGCCCUUGCUGUGUCCAGGAAGGCAUGGGCAAGAAGGAUGAUCCCAAGCUGAUGCAGGAGUGGUUCAGGCUAGUGCAAGAAAAGAACGCCAUGGUGCGCUACGAGUCAGAGCUGAUGAUCUUUGCCCGGGAGCUGGAGCUGGAAGACCGGCAGAGCCGCCUGCAGCAGGAGCUCCGGGAGCGGAUGGCAAUAGAAGAUCAUCUGAAGACUAAGGAGGAGUUGUCAGAGGAGAAGAAGAUCCUCAACGAGAUGCUGGAGGUAGUGGAACAGAGAGACUCCCUAGUGGCCCUGCUGGAGGAGCAGCGGCUCCGGGAGAAAGAGGAGGACAAAGACCUAGAAGCCGCCAUGCUGUCCAAGGGCUUCAGCCUGAACUGGUCCUGAACUCUCACCCACACUUACUGUUGGUACCGUUGGUCUGUUGACAUCCACCUGACCUGGCUGUGGUCUCCAAACCACAGGAUCCGAGACCUGACAAGCCCUGGCACCUCCGUGGAGUUCACACUCAGAUACCCAUGUGCCUCUAGAAAAGUGGGGUCAAGUCUCGUGUGCUGCGGGGAACCCCAGGUGAUGAGGAUCAUCCGUCUGAAGGAGCCCACCGGACUUCCACUCAGGAGAGAGGAGCCUGGCACAGAUGACAGAAUGUGAAGGACCCCGCAUACUCCCGGGGACCACUGGCUGGUGCCCCCUCCUUCCACAUUUGGUAAGAAAAGGAAGCUGUUCCCUGUCUGUCAGAACCACAGCCACCAUAGAGCACACCUCCACGGAGAAGGAGGGCAGCUGUCUUCUUCAUGCUCCCUGAAGCACCACCAAAGAAAUGAAAAGUGCACCACACAAAAGCAAGAUAUGAAUCGAGACCCGGGAGGAGGGGUGGUGGCCAUUCAGGGCAGUGUCCACCCAGCAUCGCACGGGACACCUAGGAGUGGGUAGGCUCCAGAACUUAUUAUGCAAGUGAAGAGUUGGUAGAAAGGGUCUGCUCUCCGCCCCACCCCACACACUGGACCCCACGUGGCCAAACACCCCAGGCCUGUCUGACCUUGGCCCCCCUGGAAUUGCUGCAUUUUGCUUUUAGUACACAACCAUUUUGACACUGGAAAAUACUGACUUUGGGGGACCAGGUGAGGCCCUGCAUUUCAAGCCCCCAGUUACAGACAGGCGUUGUCAUAGGCCAGCGCUGUAUGUCAGGAAAGGGAAUGGCCUUUUUCCUUGGCAUUUUUCCUGUGUUUGCACAUUGAAAGGAAGCUGACGACCUGGCAAGACGCUCAGCUGCUUCAGACCCUUUUUGUCAAUUAACUUAUUUUUUUAAUACUUGAAGCAACUUCAUUUUUGUAUCUAUAUUAAAGACACACUGAUCACCUGGCACCUGGGUGGGAAUGACAGCAAGGCCUCUGCUGCAUCCCGCACAGCCUGGUCCAGAACUGCCCAAAUGACCAGAUGUUUGUCACAUGCACCCAUAUUUAUUUGCCUUCUUCCUCGUGUUACUGGCCUGGUUGGCAUCACAGAGCAGCCCAGGACCUCGAUGUGGGUCCUGCUCACAGCUUUUUGUCCCUCGAUGGUGUCCAGCCCCCUACUCGGUGCCCUGCUCUCGCUUCGGCGCUGGACUUCCCCAUGUACGUGACUUGCUUGUCAGGGUGCAUUUCAGCACUGUUCGGGGCAAGCAGAAGGCAGAGUU